Varanus komodoensis (Komodo dragon) is the source of this 5931-nucleotide messenger RNA. RefSeq names its product itchy E3 ubiquitin protein ligase (gene ITCH). The coding region runs from base 170 to 2767 and encodes 865 amino acids. The record is from RefSeq and is a predicted model, not a curated record. Gene Ontology annotation, molecular function: ubiquitin protein ligase activity; protein binding. The transcript has 24 exons. Gene Ontology annotation, biological process: protein K63-linked ubiquitination; protein K29-linked ubiquitination; protein K48-linked ubiquitination. Lineage: Eukaryota; Metazoa; Chordata; Lepidosauria; Squamata; Varanidae.
CUGGGAACUGUAUUGCCACACGCCUUCUUUUCUCUUCCCUCUUGUUCUGCGCAAGCGUUCUUAGUGCGCGACUUUGGAGAGGCGCUAGUUCGGGUUUGGACUUGGACUGGCUGCCAUCUUAGACGAGGAGUCAUCGCGUCUCUGACUGGUUCAUGUACCUUCUUGUGGUAUGGCUGGUAAUGGGUCAAAAUCAGAGUCUGUCAAUGGAUUACCUGUGAAAUCACAGCUUCAAGUCACUGUUAUUUCUGCAAAAUUGAAAGAAAACAAAAACAAAUGGUUUGGACCUAGCCCUUACGUAGAAGUCUCAGUGAAUGGACAGUCAAAGAAGACAGAAAAAUGCACCAAGACUAAUAGCCCAAAAUGGAAACAACAUCUCACAGUAAUUGUCUCUAAUGACAGCAAACUAACUUUUCGUGUAUGGAAUUACCAGACACUGAAGUCUGAUAUCCUACUAGGAAGUGCCAUUCUAGACAUUGGUGAGACCCUAAAAGCAAACAAUAUGAAACUUGAAGAAGUGAUUGUAAACAUGGAGCUUUUUGGUGACCGAGAACCAAGUGAUGGAAUUGGAGAGUUGUCUGUCUGUCUAGAUGGCAUGCAAGGAGACCCUACUGAUGUUACCUCAAGUAGAAGAAGUCCCAUGCAAAAUGAUGGUUCCAGGCCAAGAAAUGAAAUAAGGAGUAGUACAAAUGGUCCUGAAAGCUGUGAGGCUGCUGGAUUUAGUGAAAGACAAGUGGACAAUGGCAGUGAUUCUCCAGUAAUUGUAAACGGGGCUGUUAAGCCUUCUAGACCUCCUAGACCUUCUCGACCACCUCCACCCACUCCCCGUAGACCCUCUGCUUCACCCGCAGUUGUCAAUGGCCCUACUUCUACAGAAUUAGAAGGAGCUAAUGCAGAAGUAACUCCAACAGCAAACAAUUCAACAUCAGAAGCAAGCUCUGAUGUAGCAACAACAGCAACAGCAGUUCCUGCAAUAGCGCCUUUGACCCCACAGGUUCAGCCAGUAACUCCAGCUCCAAAUCCACAUCCUACUGUUAGUCAAGGUCCUCUUCCACCUGGUUGGGAACAAAGAUUGGAUCAGCAUGGCCGAGUGUACUAUGUAGAUCACGUUGAAAAAAGAACUACGUGGGACAGGCCAGAACCUCUCCCUCCAGGCUGGGAGCGCCGAGUUGACAACAUGGGGCGGAUUUAUUAUGUUGACCAUUUCACCAGAACAACAACCUGGCAGCGGCCAACUUUGGAAUCGGUCCGAAAUUAUGAACAAUGGCAGCUUCAACGCAGCCAGCUUCAAGGAGCUAUGCAGCAGUUUAACCAGAGGUUCAUAUAUGGGAAUCAAGACUUCACACAGAACAAAGAAUUUGAUCCUCUUGGUCCCUUGCCACCUGGAUGGGAAAAGAGAACAGAUAACAAUGGCAGAGUCUAUUUUGUCAAUCAUAAUACACGUAUCACACAAUGGGAAGAUCCCAGAAGUCAAGGUCAGUUAAAUGAAAAACCUUUACCAGAAGGCUGGGAGAUGAGAUUCACUGUGGAUGGAAUUCCAUAUUUUGUGGAUCAUAAUAGAAGAACAACAACAUAUAUAGAUCCUCGUACUGGAAAGUCUGCUCUAGACAAUGGACCUCAGAUAGCAUAUGUUCGUGAUUUCAAAGCAAAAGUGCAGUAUUUCCGGUUUUGGUGUCAGCAAUUGGCUUUGCCCCAGCACAUAAAGAUCACAGUGAGCAGAAAAACAUUGUUUGAAGAUUCAUUUCAACAGAUAAUGAGCCUCAGUGCUGGAGACCUACGAAGACGCUUGUGGGUUAUUUUCCCCGGAGAAGAAGGAUUAGAUUAUGGAGGAGUUGCACGGGAAUGGUUCUUUCUGUUGUCCCAUGAAGUGCUGAACCCAAUGUAUUGCCUGUUUGAAUAUGCAGGGAAGGAUAACUACUGCCUACAGAUAAACCCAGCUUCUUACAUCAAUCCAGACCAUCUGAAAUACUUCCGCUUUAUUGGCAGAUUUAUUGCCAUGGCAUUGUUCCAUGGGAAAUUUAUAGACACAGGUUUUUCUCUACCAUUCUACAAACGUAUACUCAACAAGGCAGUAGGACUAAAAGAUUUGGAAACUGUAGAUCCUGAGUUUUAUAACUCUCUCAUCUGGGUCAAGGAAAACAAUAUUGAAGAAUGUGGCCUGGAAAUGUAUUUUUCAGUUGAUAAAGAAAUUCUAGGUGAAAUAAAGAGCCAUGACUUGAAACCCAAUGGUAGUAACAUUCUUGUUACUGAGGAAAACAAGGAAGAGUACAUUAGGCUAGUAGCAGAGUGGAGGCUUUCCCGGGGUGUUGAAGAACAGACACAAGCAUUUUUUGAAGGUUUCAAUGAGAUUUUGCCACAGCAGUACUUGCAGUACUUCGAUGCCAAGGAGCUUGAGGUACUUUUGUGUGGAAUGCAAGAGAUAGACUUGACUGACUGGCAAAGACAUGCGAUCUAUCGACAUUAUACCAGGACAAGCAAGCAAAUUGUGUGGUUUUGGCAGUUUGUGAAGGAAAUAGAUAAUGAGAAGAGAAUGAGAUUACUACAGUUUGUUACUGGAACAUGUCGAUUACCAGUUGGAGGAUUUGCUGACCUCAUGGGCAGUAAUGGGCCCCAAAAAUUCUGCAUUGAAAAAGUUGGUAAAGAAAACUGGUUGCCUAGAAGCCAUACUUGUUUCAACCGCUUGGACUUGCCCCCAUAUAAGAGUUAUGAACAACUGAAGGAAAAGCUGCUGUUUGCAAUAGAAGAAACAGAAGGAUUUGGACAAGAGUAACCAUUGGUGGGAAUCUGCACCCAAAGAACAUGAAUUUAUUUACACUCUUCUUUGUCUCUGCUGGUUGCACAUAUUGUAAACAGAAAUUAACCUUGAUUUAUUUAAACAGUUGCUAGUGUAUAAGUAAAUGGAUAGUGCUCUGCCAUUUUAUCUCCACUAAUUCUUGAUUUCUUUCAAGUCAUUUUGAGAAAUCCAAAAUGAUCAAUGAAAUCUUCCCUAUCCAGAAGUUUGCUAUACUUCUGUAGCUCUGUCUUGGGUCAUGCUCAUUAACUGGAAUGUGUUCCUGUUUUGUUUCGUUUUUUUAACUGCUCCUUUUCUUUCCAUUUUAGUAGCAGCUUUUUGCUGCUGAUGCACUGGGAAGUUCAUUGGUAGCUGCAGUGCUGCAGCAUCCUAUUUCUAACAGUGCUUUCUUGCAAACAAACUCUGGGGGUGCUGUAAGCAGAUCCAUUGCUUGUGUUCUGUUGUGUAUCCAAGAGAGGCCUGACUGUUUCUGCCCUUGCAAGCCUACUCCAAUGUCAUCUCAGUUCAAAUUGUGUAGAGAGGCAUGUAGAGCUAAUGCACAUAUCUGGAACAUAGCACUUGUAUUUAUUUUUACCAUGAUGAUCACAUUCCUCAGGUUAUCAGUAUAUGAAUGCAGAUCUUUACACUCAGAAGAAUUUUAAUUCAUUUUUCAACUAAUGUAUGCAUUAGUUUUAGUUUUGCUUGUGGUACUUUAGCAAUAACUCUGAAAGAGAGUGCAAGGCCUCUUCAGCUGGUAACUGCUGAAAUUAAUUUCUACUCCUUUUUAUAAGUUAAUGUUUGAAAUAUGGUCAGUUAGUCUUGACUUAGCUCCAGCUUUCUUUGGGAAUGAAGAACUAUGACUUACUAAUUCCUACAAGUGUUCUGCCACUUUAAUUUUACUGGUGUUUUAAUCCUAGGCACACUUGCCUGGGAAUAAAACACACUGAACAUAGUGGAAACUUAUUUCUUAAUACACAUGCAUAGGAUUGUGCUGGAAGGCACUUGAUGUGCAGUAGCUAAAUUCUGGCAGACUUCACAGAUAAUACAUUUUUACAAAUCCAAUAAUGUUUUAGAGCAUGGAAAUUAUGCAUUCUUUAACUUAGCACUUUUUGAAUAGUUUAUUUGCCACUUGUGCACAUAUUUGGUUUAAAAUCUGAUUUGAGUUUCAGUUAUUAUCACAAUCUUCCACUGAAGCCAACAACAGUACUUAAACUACAUUCCCAUAUUUGGAAUGAAAACACUUUGUUCUUGUGCCCAGCUUUCCUGACUUGUAACAUUUCCUUCAGGUUGUAAUUAAUUCCAUGAUGUGCAUGCUGCUCUGAACCUCAGUAGAAGAGAUGGCAACAUUUGAAACAGCAUUAGUGCAUGCUGAUAAAAUAUACGUACUUCCCUUGUUUUACUGUGUGAGAGGAGCAAAAGUCCUUUCAAAGCAAACCAAGAAAGUCAAAGAUCAAACUUACUGGACUUUGUUGUGGUAGCAGAUACCAUCAACCCAUCCAGACUCUGGGAGCAGGGAAGAGGAAAGAUUUUAAUUCAGGGUUAUUGAAAGCUAAUGGGCUCAACCUUUUUGUUUUAAUAAUAGACUGCCUUUAGGACUCUUCUGUAAGGUAAUGUAAACAGUCCAUUUCACCUCAGUUGAUGCUUUCAAGAAUAAUUGAACAUGCUUCCCUUUUCCUUCUCUCCAGUGUGUAUCAAAAGGGAAAUACACAUAGAUUUUUUUUCUGACACAAAUGACAUACUACUUCAGUGAGCUGAAGCACAUAUGAAUACUAGAGAUAAGCCUCCCUAGGGCACUUCCCAGAAUAUCUGAUGUGUGUGUUAGAAAUAGAGCAUAUGGAGGAGAAAAAGGCCUUAGAACUGCUGUGUUUGUUGAUGUUAAUACAUUUUUAUUUAACACAAUACAGAAAAUAAAUCGAAGUAACAAGAAUAAGCUAUGGAAAAUAGUCUACGUUCUACCUAAUGGCUUAUGAUUCAUAUAGAGACCUAGAUAUAUUGUUAAUGUAUAAAUAUCAUUCAAAAGGCUUUCUGCCCUAUAUUUUUAAAAUGAAGGAUAGUUCUAAUUGAAAUAGCUGAAGCCCUAGUUCUAUAGGGCAUGGCUGUUUAAAUAUUUUUACGCCUCUAAUGUUGGUUUAGUUCAGGAAUAAGUAAAUGCUUGUAUAUAUUUUUGCAGUCUGGGGGUCUAGCGUUUUCAAAUUAUUUUAAUUUAAAUGGCUUAUUUGUCUUUACUGCUGUAUUACAGGGGAAAUGGGGCUGGAUAUCCCAAGCACAAGAACGUAUUUUAAACAGUUAAAACUUGAGGAUAUUUUACAAAUGGAGUCUUGACCAUGAAGUAUUGUUAAAAAUAGAUUUAUUGUAAGCAUUAUGCUAGCAAUAUCUCUAAAAUCAGAGUGAAAUUUGCUUUGAAGUCCCUCUGCAUUGUAAAUUCUAAAUGCUGUUCUUAUGCCAUGUUAUGUUGCAAUAAUAAAAGGUCAUUUGAGCAACUGUGGCACUCAUUCUCUUCUCAUUGUGGGAAAGUCAGAGACUUGUGGAAGCACAGUGCGGGCUGCUGGGUGAGAAGCUGGGAUGACUUGGAUGAUAUCAAGAUUUUGCAAAUAUUAGGACUUGCCUGUUUCAAACAAAGUCAUGUGGACAGCAAUAACUACUAUAUUUUUUGUACGCAUCUGAGAACCUCACAAUCUGCCCUGACACAGUAGUUUUUGAAAUUUUGCCUUAUGAAAAUACACAUUUCAACCCACUAAUCUUGACAUUCUCUAAGCCUUAUCUUUCUGAAAAGCUCAGGAUAGAUUGUAUGAAAUUUGAAUUUCCAAAAUUUAGUGUGUGAGGUUUCAAGAUCAACCAUCAUUGUCAUGUAAAAUUCUGGUUCAUGUUCAUCAUAUAUACACACUCCAAUGGGGUUUAAAUUAAAGACCUAAUCAUUGCAUUGGUAUCUCCAGCCCCUUUUGUGGUGAUCUGUUAUGUAUUAUUUUCCAAAAUCAUUGUUUAUAUACAUACAUAUAUAUGUGCCCUAGUUAACUAAUACAUGGACUGUAUUUAGAGCACUGGAUUGUAAAAUGCUGUAUGGGAAUCCCAUUGUCAAGUUUUCCUUGAACUGUACUUUCAAAUACUCAGGUAACUGUAAAAGUCUCUCACCAUGUCAAACUUUUAUAAAAGUACUAAAAAACUGA